AUGGAGCUGCUGCGGGUGCUGCUGGCGCUGGCUGGGCUGGGCACAGCUGCGGGCCUGGCCCUGCUGCCCUAUGUGCCUCGCUUGCCCCCCGCGGCACUGCCGGGGAAGCUCACCGCCACCACCUUCGCGCUGGAGAGGCCCUGCUGUGUCUUCAACCGCCACGCCAACGCCUCCGAUGCUGUCUGGCUGGUGGUGGCUUUUGCAAAUGCCUCGUCUACCUUCAGAAACCCCGUAUCCCCGGCCAGCGUGCCCCGGUAUGCACAGCUUCCCACCGCCUACUCUUACAUGACGCUGAAGACAGCAGCGGCCGCAUACACCUGCUCGUCACCGAGCCCGGAUGUCCUGCGGGUUGGGAGUGACACGGCAUGCAGGGACCAGGACGGCCAGGACCCCUGCAACGGCCCCCUGCCCUCCCCAGGGCCCUACAGGGUGAAGUUCCUGGUGAUGGACUGCCAUGGCCCCAAAGCAGAGACGAAGUGGUCAGACCCCAUCCUCCUGCGCAGAGGUACUGGCAGCGCUGCCAUCCCCCACAGGUUGGGUGCCAGCACCCCAAAACCUAGAGGGGAGAAGUGGUCCGUGACCUCCCCGCGCUGCCCUCCUACUCCCAUCGCCUCAUCUCUGCUCCUCUGUGACCCCCACAUCCCUCAUCCCCCCCUCGCUCCAGCCAGCAGCCCCAGUGACAUUGACCCCAUGCCCCUGCGCUGCGGCAGCACCGUGGUCAUCAUCGCCUCCAUCCUCGCCAGCCUGGGCGCCGCACUGGCCGUGGUGACGCUCAGCACCGUGGGGUACGGGCGCUUGGGGGAGGGCGCAGGUGCAUGGCGGGGUGCAUCCAGCAAAGAGAUGGGUUUAACAUUUAAAAAGCUUUUUUUUUACCUUAAAUCGAGGGCUUGGGAAGGAGGUAGGGCCCCUUUGAUAGUGGGCAGGGGUUGUCAGUGCCAGUGUGAUGGCUUUGCUUGUCUCCCCCACAGUGCCGAGGCGUGGGGGGCCCUGUGCCGCCGGGAUCCGGGGAGCAGCGCCUUCGCCCGCAGCUCCUACAGGACCCACCACAUCCCCCCAACUCUGCCCUCGCCCCAGCGGCCGGUGGGGCCACUUUGCUCCCUGUGUCCCCAGGGUGGUGCCCUCUGCCCCUCGGCCUGGCGAAUGCGCCCUGGGAAACGGGCCCGACCUGUUUGCCGCGAGCCGGGGCGGGCGCAGGAAUGUGGGCGGUUGGUGGUGUUUCCCCUGGGACGCAGCACCCAACACCCGCAGUCCCGCCCGCGGCACCCAGGCACCCGCACGAUGCUCCCGCUGCUCCUGCUGCUCCUGGCGAACGCCCACGCCCAGGAACCGCUACCGUACACGCCGGUCCUAGCCAGCCCCACACUUGGGGGGCUGAUAACCACCUCCACCUUCGUGCUGGAGCAACCCCGCUGUGUCUUCGAUGCGUACAGCGACGCUGUCAUCUGGCUGGUGGUGGCCAUCCCCAGUGCCGUCCCCAACUUCAAUGACAGCCUGGAGCCGGGGACCCCGGAGCGCAGCUUCCAGGGCUUCCCCACCACCGCCCCUGCGUAUCUGACCCUCAACACCACUCUCCUCAACUACCCGUGCCAAAAGCCCUCCGGGGAAAUCACGGUGCUGCGUGUGGGCAGCGAGACCAGCUGCACCACGGACGAGACCAGACCCACCUGCAACGGCCCCCUGCCCGGCCCGGGGCCAUACCGGGUGAAGUUCCUUGCCUUGGAGGGCUCCGUGCCCGUGGCUGAGACAGCCUGGUCAAAGCCCAUCACCCUGCAGACAGCCCAGCCGCCCAGCAGCAUCGGCGCCGAGCGCAGCCAGCACAGCGCUGGCAUGGUCGCCCUCACUGCCAUCCUCUCCAUCCUCUUCGCCAUCCUGCUGGCCACCCUGGUGGCUGUGCUGCUCUUCGAGGGCAGGGACGCCUGCGGUGGCAGCAGCACCUUCAGCAAGCCGGAGGCGGUGACGGUGCAGCGGUACAACACGCACCACGUCUACGACCAACCGGCUGCGCGCCUCUGAGCAUCUUCAGCACCUCUGAGCAUCCCGGCACCUCUG
Messenger RNA from Cuculus canorus (common cuckoo), 2049 nucleotides. RefSeq lists its product as uncharacterized. The record is from RefSeq and is a predicted model, not a curated record. Lineage: Eukaryota; Metazoa; Chordata; Aves; Cuculiformes; Cuculidae. Bases 1 to 2013 code for a protein of 670 amino acids. The transcript has 11 exons.